AUGUUCCCCGCCGCCCGCGAGGCCGCGCCGCCGGCCGGACCCCCCCAGAGCCCGGAGACGCCUCCGACGACGCCGGGGGUCUGCUGCCCUGCCUUGGCCGAGCUGAGCGACGCCGAGCUGGGCGUGUGCAGCAAGGAGGAGCUGGUGCGCCGCUUGCGCCACGAGGAGGCCGAGAAGCUGGCGGCGCUGGUGCAGCGCGGCCGGCUCAUCCAGGGCGUCAACCGGCAGCUGCAGGAGCACCUCCGCGAGAUCCGCGAGCUGAAGGCCGUCAACGGGCGCCUGCAGACCGAGAACCGCGAGCUGCGCGACCUGUGCUGCUUCCUCGACGAGGACCGCCUGAAGGCCAAGCGCCUGGCGCGCCACUGGCAGCUCUUCGGGCACCACGCGGCGCAGGUGCUGCGCGACGAGGUGGCCGCCUGCCUGCGCAAGCUGGCCGGCCUCGAGGGCCUCCAGGAGCGCCUGGCCAAGGACAACCUGGAGCUCAAGGAGCUCUGCCUGGCCCUGGAGGAGGAGUGCGCCUCCGCCCGGCCCGACGCCAGCCCCAGCCCCGGCGGAGGCUCCUCCGAGCUCAACCUGCCCUGCGGGCCCCGCGACUUGGGCGACGGCAGCUCCAGCACCGGCAGCGUCGGCAGCCCCGACCAGCUGCACCCCGCCUGCACCCCCGACGACUGA
Molecule: messenger RNA, 672 nt
Organism: Podarcis lilfordi (Lilford's wall lizard)
Lineage: Eukaryota; Metazoa; Chordata; Lepidosauria; Squamata; Lacertidae
Source: the annotation of a GenBank genome assembly